Messenger RNA from Guyanagaster necrorhizus, 1586 nucleotides. RefSeq names its product DUF155-domain-containing protein. The transcript has 14 exons. The record is from RefSeq and is a predicted model, not a curated record. Bases 61 to 1332 code for a protein of 423 amino acids. NCBI's taxonomy places the organism in Eukaryota, Fungi, Basidiomycota, Agaricomycetes, Agaricales, Physalacriaceae.
CUUGGACCGGACCUCCACCGUCGCGGGGCAUGAUUUUCCACGGUUCCACCACGAACAACGAUGCCAGAGCCUUCUGUGUCAAAGCAAGCGCAGGGACUGCCGGAACCCAAGGCUCGUGGUGCUAAUCGCUCGACAAAAGUAGCUGGAAAGCUUAAAGUGCUGCCGGAACAACCUGAAUCUAUCGUCGUCGUUGGACAUGUUUUGCCCAAAGCGGAGGAGAGCGUUGGAACCACCGGGGAUAGUGAUGAAGGUGAUAUCGAGUCGGAUUCCAGUGAACCGGGAGAAGUAGAGGUAUACAACCAGAUAUCCCUCAUUCCUGCUGGUACCGCACGACGAGACGCUCAACGAUUGACCAAGAAGAAAGCCAAAUCGCUUCCCCGAGUCACUGCUUACGCGACGGCAAACUCUUACCGCAUGGGCGACCUGAUGAAAUUUCUAAGCGCCCGCAAAGCCGCCUACCAUACGGACGCAAAACUGAUCGACGAAGUUAUUUACACACCUUACCUGUACCAACCGGCUCAGUCUACCGAUACCCGACAGUCCACAGCCAGGGCUCAGGCGCUUCCUGAAGGUGAUCUUCUUGGGAUACCCGAGUUGCGGCCAGGCGAUGAACAACCAACGAGGCAAAAGAAGAGAAAGUUUGACGCGGCGUCCACGGAGGCUGAGAUAUUUCUCUUCGAGUAUGGGACAGUCGUUAUUUGGGGUAUGACUGAAGCUCAAGAAAAACGCUUCUUGUCUUCACUGAAACGCUUCGAGGUCGAAAAACUAGCGCCGGAAGACGUUGAAAUGGAGGACCUCAAUUAUUAUUACGCUAAUUACAGCAGAAUUUAUAAUGAUGUGAUUACUCUUCGCAAGGGUUCAAGCUAUAUGACGAAGCUAUCACUUUCCCAUGCACUAUCACAGAGCGUCAAAUGCUCUCUUUUUGAAGCGCUGAUAAGCAGUACUAUUGAAGACACGAAGGACAUUCCAGAAAUCAUCAGCGAGACGGGAAAGAUUGGAAUGCCUCAUAAGGAAAUCAUGCAGAACAUCGGUCAGCUGUUUUUGCUGCGCACUAACAUCAACUCUGUGGGUUCCGUUUUGGAUUCUCCGGAAGUAUUCUGGAGCUUUCCCGACCUACAGCCACUGUAUGAUGCCGCGAGAAGUUACCUGGAGAUACCACAACGUGUUAUUUUAUUGAAUUCCCGGGUCGAGGUGCUUCAAGACAUGCUCCAGCUGCUCAAAGAGUCCGUAUCAAGUCGACACGCCGAACGUCUUGAACAAGUUGUUAUCGUUUUAAUUGCCAUUGAAAUCGUCCUUGGCAUCGUGACGAUCCUCGUGGAUUUGAUUCUGUGAUUGGACCAGGGGCUAUACCUAACCGCCCUACUUGGGUUUCCCCACAAACGUGUCUUUCUGUUUUGCGCAGUAGUCACACCCCCAACGAAGCCUUCUGGGAGCAUAUGGUAUUGUUCCGACAAUUGUUAUACCCAACGAUUCGCAAAUAAUCUUUCAUGGUAUUCGUAUUUUCAUACUAUCCACAUGUUUGGCUCUAAAAUGUAUUACAAACUACGGUAUUUACAAACUUACAUGGUAUUCUAUGAAUAACUUAC